CUAAACACUAGCCCUUUCAAGCUUAGCGCCACACACACACAUUCCGAGGAAAAUGGAACUUCUGGCCCCGCCAGCAGAGACUGAAGGAAAUCUCUCUUCAAACCCCGGCUUUCCAACCACACUCUGCCCAAAAUGAGCGGCGAAGACCCCCCAGAGAGGCCUGACUUUGUCAGGAAUAUCAUCGGCGGCCUGGAGCGGUACAAUCCCGAGGCGGCUGGCAUGCUCGAGGGAUACGUGCAGCAGCAAUGCGAGGAGAAAUUCUGUGACUGCAACGCCAACCGGGCACUUCUGAAGCUAUACCAGCUCAACCCCGACCGCAUCAAGGAUGAGGUCAUCACCAACAUCCUCGUCAAGGCCAUGACGCAGUUCCCCAGCAGCCAGUUCGACCAGGCGCUGCACCUGCUGUCCCCGCAGGUGUCCAACCCUGGGCCGGGCGCGGCGUCGGAGCUCGCCGAGGCGGUGGGCAAGCUGCGGGCGCUCAACGCGCAGCUCGAGGGCGCGCAGUACGCGCGCUUCUGGGCCACCAUGGACAGCGACGACCUGUACGCCGACCUGACGACCGACAUCGCCGGGUUCGAGGAGAUGGUGCGCCUGCGCAUCGCCCAGCUCGUCAGCGAGGCCUUCCGCGAGGUCCCGCUCGCCGUCCUCGAGGCCUGGCUCGGCCUCGACGAGGCCGACGUCACAAAGUUCGCCGUCGAGACCUGCGGCUGGAAGCCCGGCCCCGACGGCCUGUUUCAGGUCCCGAGGAACGUGGAGAACGAGGCGAAGAAGUCGGAGAUCAGGGAGGACGUCAACGUGAACAUGUUUGCGCGGGUGAUUAAGAGGAGUUGGGAGGAGGCAGCUUGAGGUCCGGAUAUCAUGGUCGGGGAACGAGUCUUUUUUUUAAUGCUUGCAAUGCCCCCCCCGUGACACGAGCCUCAAAACUGGCUCUUUUACUCUUCUGCAUCUGGCGGCAAAAAGCUCUGGCGUUUUAAGGGUUUUACAGGGCAGGCAGGAUGAAUGGCAGCCUGCAAAGAUGACUAGACGUUCUCAUUGUAAUUGUCAUGAAUGACCUGAUGCGCAACUUCAUCACAUCGUACUGUACAAAACCUCAAGGCUGCAUCCGUGAUAUGGUGUUGCAUGAUAUCGUAUGGCAUAUGUCAAAUCUCGUAGCCAGCAGCAACAAGUCUAU
Phialemonium atrogriseum is the source of this 1171-nucleotide messenger RNA. RefSeq lists its product as uncharacterized. Gene Ontology annotation, molecular function: ribosome binding; translation initiation factor activity. The coding region runs from base 133 to 846 and encodes 237 amino acids. The record is from RefSeq and is a predicted model, not a curated record. Lineage: Eukaryota; Fungi; Ascomycota; Sordariomycetes; Cephalothecales; Cephalothecaceae. Gene Ontology annotation, cellular component: cytoplasm; eukaryotic translation initiation factor 3 complex. The transcript is spliced from 2 exons. Gene Ontology annotation, biological process: regulation of translational initiation.